Messenger RNA from Tetrahymena thermophila SB210, 1158 nucleotides. Its product is annotated as transmembrane protein, putative. The record is from RefSeq and is a predicted model, not a curated record. NCBI's taxonomy places the organism in Eukaryota, Ciliophora, Oligohymenophorea, Hymenostomatida, Tetrahymenidae. The transcript has 3 exons.
AUGAAGUAAUUAAGUUUUAAGCUAAUUUUAGUUGUUGGUAUCCUUAAUUUUGCAUAAGGCUGCCAAAUACAGAAUUGUUAAUAAUGCUCGAAUGAUGAAAAUUAAUGUAUAACUUGUAACAAUGGAUAUUCUUUAAGCCAAAGCUAAGACCAAUGCAACUCGUCAAGUAGUUCGAGUUCACCCAAUAUUGGAUUAAUCAUAGGUAUCGUAGUUGCUAUUGUUUUUGGUGUCAUUAUUUGCUACUAUUGUUUUAAGAAAUGCUAUAAUUGUACAAAAGAAGGAGCUACUGAUGCAGGAGAUACUUAAGCAUUCAGCUAUGGACCAGGAUUUGGAUGUAUGGGUAUGGUAGACCCUAUGAAUUGUAUUGUAAAUUAAUACGGAACUAAUAACAAUAACAUAUAUUGUGAUAAAGAAGAUUACUACUAUAAUGUUUAAAUUUACAAUAAAUUCAAAAAUUUAAAUGGAAAAUGUUUAGAUUCUAGAAAUGAUUGUGAUAGAUGUGCAUUCAAGCUCGACCGUAAAGAAAAUUUAUUCCCAGACUGGUCUUCUUAAAAUUUUGAGAAAUAUAAACCUGAAAAACCAUCUAAGAAGUCAUUUAAUAAAGCUCAAUUUGCUAGCUUUUUGACUUUGAUUCCACUCAAUGUACUCGAAUUAAAUUCAGAAGAAUUGAAAUUAGCUGUAGAGUAACCAGUAUUAGAGCCUAUUAAAAAACAUAGUAUCGAUGACAAACUAAAAAUUCAAAAAUAAGAAUCAAAUUCUAAUUCCGAGCAAUCGAAUGAUAAAGAUGAAACUGCUUCUACAUCUUGCGCAUUUAAAGUAAGGUCUAUAUCCCUUAAUUCUGAAUGUAUUUCAAGCAGAGGAGACGAAAUAAACACAGAAGAAAUUUUAUCACAUCAAAGCGAGCGUGAAAAUGAUAAUGAUUAAAAAUAAAAUUCAUUAUCUAGUGAUGAGGUGAUUAUUUGUAUGGACACUAUUCCAUCUCUGCCAAUAAGCUAAAAAUGUUUGGGGCUCACCUCUAAGAGUGCUGCUAAUUCUGAUGCCUUUAUUAUUUAAAUGAAUGAAAAUAAUAAUUGCUAAAUCGGAGAAAAUCAAUCAAAAGAAAAUAAUAAUAAAACAAAUGUUAGCUUUGAUGAAGAAGCAUAAACUCUUUAAUAAUGA